AUUCUCCCAGGUCCGGCCCCCUCGUCCGCCUCGCAUUUGGGAUUAACUCGCCCAUGGAGAGAUGGUCCUAGCUGAAUUAUUUAAAGACACUUAAGCGCAGAUUUCCCCCCAGCAGUCAGCCUGAUUUCUCAAUGGAGCCGCGGAUUCCCCACAACAUCACCGUUGUCCCCAACUCUGCGAUGGUGCAGCCCUUGCUGGACAGUCGGAUCCCCUACGGGCGGCUGCAGCACCCGCUGACCAUCCUGCCCAUCGACCAGAUGAAGACCAGCCACGUGGAGAACGACUACACCGACAACCCCAGCGCCUCCCAGCCGCCGGCCCAGAAGCGCCCCCGAGCCCCCCACGAGCCGGGCUUGGCCGGCCAGCACCCGCAGCGCUGUGAGCAGGAUGUCACCCACCCCUGGAUCUCCUUCAGCGGGCGCCCCAGCUCCAUCAGCAGCAGCAGCAGCACAUCCUCAGACCAAAGGCUGCUGGACCACAUGGCCCCGGUGCCCGUGGCAGAGCAGUCGUCCCCCCGCGCCGUUCGCAUCCAGCCCAAGGCCAUCAACUGCAAACCCCUGGACCUGAAGGGCCCCGUGUCUCAGGAGCUGGACAAGCACUUCCUGCUGUGCGAGGCCUGCGGGAAAUGCAAGUGCAAGGAGUGUGCCCUGCCCCGGACUCUGCCCUCGUGCUGGGUGUGCAACCAGGAGUGUCUGUGCUCGGCGCAGAACCUGGUCAACUACUCCACCUGCAUGUGCCUGGUCAAGGGCAUCUUCUACCACUGCACCAACGAGGACGACGAGGGCACGUGUGCCGACCACCCCUGCUCCUGCUCCCACUCCAACUGCUGCGCCCGCUGGUCCUUCAUGAGCGCCCUGUCCCUGGUGCUGCCCUGCCUGCUCUGCUACCUGCCGGCCACCGGCUGCGUCAAGCUGUCCCAGAGAUGCUACGACCAAGUGAGCCGGCCCGGAUGCAGAUGCAAAAACACAAACAGUGUCAUUUGCAAGGCAUUGCCCGAGAGCAAAGGGGCAGAAAAGCCCUUUUAAUAGUUUGGGAGGACGGAGUUGGGAGGGUGCUCCGCGGAGCAGGGUGGUGUUGGCUCUUUCUAACAACCUGUGUUCUGAGGAGAGCGCCAGCCUCUUGCCUUCGGAGAAAGCGGAAGCAACUAUUUCCACAAACUGAAGCACUUUGGGUUAUUCAGGGUUUUUGGAACUGGUCGCAGUUGAAAUGGAUGGGGCCAAAGGAGGAAUGUUAAUAAUGCAGAGUGAAGGCUGCAAACCCAUGUACAUCACGAAGUACAGCUGCUGAAAAACUCCCAGCUUGGAUGGACGGCUGCUCACCAGGCCUGCACACCACAGGAACCAUUAACUGCUCGCUUGGCAGGCACCGCCUCACAACCAAUCCCCAUUCCCAGCUGCAAAAAGCUGCUUUGAAUUCAGAUUCAGGGCGGGCUACUUGCUUCCUGUCUCCUUCCAAACCCCAGCUCGCUCCCAGCAGCCUGUUGAAGGUGAUGGGGGAACUCCCUCCACCCUCUUUCCCUCCUAGACACCACUCCAAGGGCUGGUUGCACACAAAGUACGCGUUUCUCAAAAGCUUCCUGUGUCCCUCAAAGAUUUUUGGACCAGAAGUGAAGCUACAUUUCAUUUGUUGAAGGGUCUUCUGCCCUUUGGGUGUAUCCCACCCGGCCCCACUGGUUUGGACCCUCUUUCUAAAGCAAGACGGUAGCAGGGCUGCUCCUCCCAGGAGGAAUUGCAGCAGGAUGUGUUCAGGCAGUUGUAUCAACACCGGGCCCUCCUGCCCGUGAGCUGCUCCGUGGCACCAGGUUUCACUCGAUGGAAUAUGAAUUUUCCCUCAAGAGAACAGCCCCUCUCCAGGAGGAAGGUGGCCGACCCCGUUUCCCCCAGGCCCCGUCGCUCCCCGGUGCCGGAGCAAAGGGGAGGUAACUCAAGCCACAGAGCGCAGACGGGCGGGGUUUGUUCCUCUAAAACCUCUGGUAAGAAGUCACACAAACCUAAGUGUACGAUGCACAUAGAUGUAUUUUUCUAGGGAUCUCAACCCAGUACCUCCCCUCCUGGAACAAGCUCUUCUUUGCUCAUUAGAUAUUAAGAUUUUUGUCUUGGGGUUGAAUGGCACAUUUGCUUGAAGUACAGCACAUUCCCCCAGUCCUAUUGCUGCUGUUUGACUUUUGCCUCUUCUGUACAAACGUGUCUUUUUAUAUGUAAAGAAUGCUUUUAGUGUUUAUUUUAGUGUUAACACACGCUAGGGAAGGCCAGGGGAAGGAGGAGAGUGUAGUUAACCAAUGGGCCUGUGGUUUUCAGCGUGCAAAUAUUGGCUCUGCCCGUGCCCUCGUCCUGGGGCUGGUUCUGCCUUCCCCAAGGAUGCUCCUCUCUCUUGACAACCACAAGGUGCUAAACAAGAAUCUUGGUCCAAACAUGCAACACUCUAAUGAGUCGGUAGGUACUUGUUGCAUGCAGAAAACUGACCUAGUCUCUCUUGGUGUUUUUAAUUAGAGGAGAUUUCCUCAGUAAGUGCACAGCAGUGACAGUGAAAUGUCAUCUCUAAUUAGAUAAGCAAUAGGCAGAGCUCAUGUAGCAUUUCCAGGAAUCCCGUUGGCCUGGUUGUGAUGCAGCCACGGGUAGGGAGGGGCUGGCAGCAGCGUCCUGAUGGGACUCUGGUGCCUUUGGGUCUCAGAAUUCAGCUCAGCUGGAUGACUUGGGGUUUAGCUCAAUUGAAUUGUAGAUAUUUAUUGAAUGGGGGAGUUAAAAAAAAAAAAAAAGAAAA
Vidua macroura (Pin-tailed whydah) is the source of this 2760-nucleotide messenger RNA. It is a transcript of the gene SPRY4, whose product is annotated as sprouty RTK signaling antagonist 4. Gene Ontology annotation, biological process: negative regulation of Ras protein signal transduction; animal organ development; negative regulation of fibroblast growth factor receptor signaling pathway. Bases 132 to 1025 code for a protein of 297 amino acids. Gene Ontology annotation, cellular component: cytosol; membrane. NCBI's taxonomy places the organism in Eukaryota, Metazoa, Chordata, Aves, Passeriformes, Viduidae. The record is from RefSeq and is a predicted model, not a curated record. The transcript is spliced from 2 exons.